Messenger RNA from Bradysia coprophila, 2470 nucleotides. Its product is annotated as medium-chain acyl-CoA ligase ACSF2, mitochondrial-like. Gene Ontology annotation, biological process: fatty acid metabolic process. Gene Ontology annotation, molecular function: medium-chain fatty acid-CoA ligase activity. The record is from RefSeq and is a predicted model, not a curated record. NCBI's taxonomy places the organism in Eukaryota, Metazoa, Arthropoda, Insecta, Diptera, Sciaridae.
CUCUUAAUUUACCUUUGAUUUUUUUACGGACUAAAUCUGAAAGUUAACGUUAACAAAAGCUUCCAAAAAUAAAUUAAGAAAUGGUAUGCUUGAAAUUACGAGAUAGAAUGACAAAUCAAUGGAUCCGACAGCAACGUCAAAAGUCGUUGAUGUCAUGGAAAGAAUAGCAUCUUUAAAGUGGAGUUGGGCGGGAUAUAUUGCAAGAAGGACGGAGGAACGUUGGACCAAAAAGAUCAUGAACCUAAAACACGACCUAGAGGUAGACCACCAGAUGGAAUAAUGGUAUAAAGCGAAUUACAGGCACAAGUUGGCAUCAAGUGCCAACGAGUCUUUCGGAAUGGAAGAGAAUUGGGGAGCCCUACGUCCAGCAGUGAAUAGAAACAGGCUGAAAAAGAAGUAGAAGGAGACAUCUUAAACCCAAUUAUAAGUCAAUACGGACAAAAGACAAUUGAAAUUACAAGUUUUACGAUUUAAACAGGUCUAAAAUAUAUAGAGUACCAUACCUUUACCAUUUAUCCUCUGGUAAGGAAUGCUCUGCUGACCAGCAACAAAAUUUGCUCAAGUUCAUUUUAUAUUCUUUCAAUCUUUCAACCUCGCCCUUCAACUUGUAAUAUGUUUCAUCGUUUACCUAAUCGAGCAGUAUUUUGUUAUGAAGAAGCCUAUCCUCAUAGACGAUGGUGAUCUCCUACAACUUCUUCAGCCGAUUCAUAACAAGUUUUUAUUUGUUUUUAGAUAUGUGACACAAAAUGCUCACACAUCGUCCUACUAUCACUACAUUGGAAAGGAGCCAUUAGCAUAUCGAACGCUGGGUCAACAGAUGGAACGUGCUGCUGAUAAAUUUGGUGAUAAUGAUGCAAUCGUUUCCUAUCACGAAGGUAAAAGGUUGACGUAUAGCCAGGCACUAAAGAAGAUCGAUCAAUUUGCUGCGGGACUGCUUAAACUAGGAUUGAGCCGAGGCGAUAGAAUUGCAAUAUGGGCGCCAAAUACUAUGAACUGGUACAUUGCAGUGAUGGCGGCUGCGAAAGCAGGUCUGAUAUCGGUAGCUAUUAAUCAUUCGUAUCAGAUACCUGAAAUGGCUUACUGCAUAAAGAAAGUGGGAAUUAAGGCAAUCGUGACCACCGAAACUUUUAAAACACAAAACUAUUACGAUAUGAUCUGUGAAAUUGUGCCAGAAAUAAAAGAUACUUCAGACGGUAUCAUCAGGAGUUCCGAGUACAAUAGUCUACGAGCCGUCAUAAUGGAUUCCGAUAACGAUCAUCUAGGAACUUUCAAAUUUGAAGACAUCUGUUCGGCACCCUCAAACAAGGACAUUAUCGAUCUAAACAAUAGGUCGCGUAUAAUUCAGCCAGAUGAUCCGUGCAAUAUACAAUUUACGUCCGGCACUACAGGAAAGCCAAAGGCCGCUGUGAUGAGCCACUACAACUUUGUGAAUAAUGGAAUUCAUGUUGCCAACCGCAUGGAAUUAGAUGAAAAAUAUCAUAAAAUAUGCGUCCAGGUACCGCUAUUCCAUGCAUACGGAGUCGUCAUUUCACUAUGCGUCGCCAUCGAACAUGGUUCCACAGUAGUAUUACCAUCACCUGGUUUCAAUCCGGAGCAAUCGCUUCGGGCAAUUGUCGAUGAAAAAUGCACUCUCAUUAAUGGUACGCCUACAAUGUACGUUGAUCUCAUAGCUAAGCAGAAGGAAUUGAAUUUGCCAAUCACAACCGCUGAAAUCGCUAUAACCGGAGGCGCUACGUGUUCGCCACAAUUAUUCCGCAAUAUAAAAAGUACAUUUGGGUUGAGAUCCGUUAAAACUGUGUUUGGUAUGACCGAAUUAUCACCGGUUUGUUUUAUAUCAACGAAAGAAGACAGUGAGUACCAAGUCACAGAAACAGUAGGAUUCAUCCUGGACCACUUGGAAGCAAAAGUGACCAACGAACAAGGUCUGAUUGUCCCGUUCGGUACACCUGGGGAAUUGUGCGUGCGCGGCUAUUCGACAAUGUUGGAAUAUUUCGAUGAUCCGCAAAAAACCAGAGAAACAAUUUCAAACGAUAGGUGGCUCAGGACUGGAGACCAGUUUGUGCUGCAAGAAGAUGGCUACGGAAGGAUAAUUGGCCGGUAUAAAGAAAUGAUCAUUCGUGGUGGAGAGAACAUUUUCCCGAAAGAAAUUGAAGAUUUUCUGUCCACUCAUCCGGACAUUCUUGAGAACUACGCGUUUGGUGUUCCAGAUGAAAGAUUGGGAGAAGAAAUUUGUGUACACAUUCGCACCAGUGAAAAGGGAAAGAGCUUGACUGCAGACGAUAUUCGAAACUUUUGCAAGGGUUCAAUUGCACAUUUUAAAAUUCCCAGGUACAUUAAAUUCGUCGAUGAUUUUCCAAAAACAACGUCAGGUAAAAUCCAAAAAUUUAAGUUACAAGAACAAUUUGUUAAGCCAGCCUAGAUGUGUACAGUAUGUAUAAUAUUUAUAUCGAAUAAAAAUAAGAUUGAACAA